AUGGCGUUUCCCCAGCCGCGGCCCGGCCCCGCCGAGCUGCCCCGGCGCCUGGUGCGGAGCAUCGAGUGCGGCCAGGGCGCCGUGCGGGCCGCGCGCUUCAACGCCGACGGCAACUACUGCGUGACGGGCGGCAGCGACAAGACGCUCAAGCUGUGGAACCCGCGCAAGGGCACCCUGCUGCGCUCCUACCUGGGCCACGGCUACGAGGUGCUCGACGCCGCGGGGUGA
This is a messenger RNA of Tinamus guttatus (white-throated tinamou), 228 nucleotides long. The record is from RefSeq and is a predicted model, not a curated record. NCBI's taxonomy places the organism in Eukaryota, Metazoa, Chordata, Aves, Tinamiformes, Tinamidae.